CGGUUUAUGCGCAUGCGAAUCGAAAGAAGAAGUAAAUUUCUGAAGGACAAAAUGGCGACAGGUGGGAGUGAAGUAACCUCUGAUGAAAUAUUUAACUUCAAAUGUUCUGCUUGCGAUAAGCUGAAUAAGAACAGGGAGGCUGUGAAGUACUGUGUGGAAUGUCAGGGAUAUUGUUGCCAGUCGUGUGUGGACAUGCACCGUGCUUUCCCGGCUUUAAUUGGUCAUAGCCUGUUGGACAAGACAAGUUUUAAUUCCGCUACUUUCACCACAGAUCUACCAGAGGUACCGACAGUUAGAUGUGACUACCACGAGACAAAGAUUGUGGAUAUGUACUGUGAAAACCAUGACGUGGUCGGAUGUACAACUUGCAUGGCGUUAAACCACAGAAGCUGCAAAGACGUCCACUCUAUACCUGAUGUUAUUGAGACGACAUUUCAGAGAUUGGAUGUUGAUACAACGGUUCAAAAGUUGUUAGAUACGAAGACCACGAUGACCAAAAUGAAGGAAUCUAAAAAAAUCUUUUUACAAGAGUUACUGAAAUCUAAGACAAAAGCUAUAAAUGCCAUCAAGAAAUACCGACGAGAAAUGGAAAUACUGCUUGAAAAUAUGGAAAAAGAGUCAAUAAUGGAAGUCGAGAAGAAAUUUGGUGAAAUAGAAUGUAUUCUGAACCAAGAGAAAAACAAAGCAGAAAAGGAAGAAGAUACAUUGAAACGAGAUGCUGGUAACUUACAGAAGUCAGACGGAAAUCGAGCUCAACAAUUCGUCUAUAUGAAAACUGCCCAGACGAAAUUUGCUGAAACUGAGACUGUGUUGCGUUCACUUGAGGAGCGCAAUGAUACAACGUUAUCUUUUGUAGAAAGUCCUGAUAUACGGAAGUUCUUGCAAAACGUAAAGACCUUAGGUACCGUCAAAAGUCCUCGUCCCACUCCUUGCCAACCAAAAACGACCUUAUACACAGUCAAUAACAGCCGGUCAAUCAAUGUUAAAACAUCAAGUGACACACCCCGUUGUGAUGUCCGUGGUUCUUGUUUCACAGAGAAUGGUUUUCUUCUUCUUGCUGACUACAGCAAUAAAAAACUCAAACGAGUAGACAUUGUAAAAAUGUCAGUUGUCGACCAAUGUGACCUUUCAUCUGGACCGAAUGGCGUCUGCAGUAUAAAUAAGCAGGAAGUAGCAGUAAGUUUAUACAACAAGAGCAUCCAGUUCGUGUCAUUGGAUAACCAAAUGUACUGUACACGGCAGAUUAAACUAGACCAUGCAGCUUUCGGAGUUGCUUACAAAGAGAAAAUACUGUACAUUACUGACAACUUUAAUUCACAUUCACUUUUCAUACAUGAUAUGACGGGCAACCUGCUGCAGACAGUAUCCAGUGACGGUUACAGGAAUAUAUUUAAAAACUGUUGGCACCUUGCGUUCUCUGAUGAUGGUGAUACUUUGUUUGUAACUACCUAUGAUGGUAUAGUAACUCUUAACGCAAAGGGACAGGUAAAAUCAUAUUAUGAUGCAAAGUUAAACAACGUUAUUGGAGUUUGUACAGACAAAAGAGGAAAUAUCUUUGCAAGUGCAUAUGGUUCAAGCAAAAUCAAACAGGUAGAACAAGGGGGAAUGAAGGAGCUUGGCGUGAUCGCUCAAGGUUCUGACGGAGUGAAUAAACCAUAUUCCGUUUGUUUCGAUCCAUGUCAGAAUUUAUUAGUUGUUACCCAAUACGAUACUGACAAUAUUGUACUCUUUGAAUUGCAGUGAUUAAAAAUAACUGAGUGUCAACAUGGAAGUUAAAUUCAAAUGUCAUUACCUUUCUAGAUAUAAAGUGUUUUGUGGUGUUUAAGUGUGCGGUAGCCGAAGGGAAUUACAUAUCCAGAUACUAGUAACUAUAAAUAGUUCAGUUUUUUAAAACUGACACAAGGGAAUAUUUACACUUCUUUUUCUUUUAUUUUCACUUAUUUGAUACGCUGUUUAAUACUUUUAAAGUAAUACAUGUAGUUCUCAUAAACGACAAAUCGUCAACUAACGACGGUUAUUGGGAUAGCAAACGCUUUAUGACACAUCGCAACGCACAUUGUCUUCGUGUAAAUUGGUCGGGGGAUGCAUGUUUUUCAUAAGACGUCGUGAAACUUGAAGACCGAGAGCGAUGUGUCCUCAGGAAUGCUCCAUCCUAACUCUCUAAAACAAUCAAGGGAAUUAGUAUACAUCAGAUGCAUAUAGUUUCAUUUAUAGAAACACGUUUCGAUUUUGGUUAUUAAACAAAGAUAGCAACUAAAUAUAUAUUAUAUUCACACUUACUGGGAUUUUAUUGAUAAGAAUCUAGUCCAUAAUGUGACAGAAAAAUUUCAAAAAUGUUAAUGCCAGUUGAAAAUUGCAUAAUCUAGACAGGCUGAAAAUGCAAAACAAGUAUUUUAUGAAAUGAUGGAUAGUCUACGAAUAUAAAUUUUGGAGAUUUUCAGCGAUAACGAAAAAUAUCUAUGAAAGAAAUACGUUGCUUUUUCAAUAAAUGAUCAUUUUCA
This is a messenger RNA of Mercenaria mercenaria, 2501 nucleotides long. RefSeq lists its product as uncharacterized. NCBI's taxonomy places the organism in Eukaryota, Metazoa, Mollusca, Bivalvia, Venerida, Veneridae. Gene Ontology annotation, cellular component: nucleoplasm; chromatin. Gene Ontology annotation, molecular function: ubiquitin-protein transferase activity; zinc ion binding; protein binding. The record is from RefSeq and is a predicted model, not a curated record. The coding region runs from base 7 to 1743 and encodes 578 amino acids. Gene Ontology annotation, biological process: positive regulation of DNA-templated transcription. The transcript has 2 exons.